GAGAGCCUCAGAAGCACUGAAACACAUUCUUUGUCGCUACCAGGCUGAGCGUUUCUCCUUCCCAGCGCCCGCCGCCAUUGACGGCGCCGAGGCCUAUGCUUAGCUCACCGGAGAUAGGGCCACCGUCGGAGAACAAGCCGAUGAUUUCACCACCACCAUUCCCUUCCGCACCACCUCCCCAAGAAACCCCCCAACCUACCACCGCAGAUCCGCUGGAGCCAGCCCAAUCUGAUCACGCCGAGUCGACUCCACCGUCGCAUCCAGGCCUCACCGCGACGUCUCCGGAAGCUUGCGAAUCUACGGUGUCGGCGCCGGCGCAUAUUGACGGAAAAAAGCGAGAGGCGGGCAGGCCGCCUUCGCUCUCCGCCUCACCUGCUCUCGAAGCCACCAAACUGGAGCAGCACGCUUCGCCUUUGCCGCCGCCAGCGGCCGAGGCUUUCCCCGAGGCAGCGACCACGGAGGCAUCGCCUUCUCCCUCGCACCAAAUCGUGGCGGCCUCGGUGGCGGAAACUCCAUCGCCGUCAACCCCAUCUAGUCCUCCAGCUUGGACCGCAGGCGCCCUGUCGGAUGGGUCACUCGCUGAUUCGGCCGCAGUGGUGUCCGAGGAAGCCGGCCGGCUACCCGCUGCGCUCGAAUCGAUGGAUGCCAACCGGCCCACUGCUCCUGCACCGCCGACGCUACCAGUGAAGAGUGAACCAGAGGGGUUGUUGCCACAACAGCAUCGGCGACCACCUUGGCCUACGGUGCUUCCAGGGUGUGAAAAUUUCGAGCACUCACAGCCGCCUUCUCCUCGCCCUCGCCAGGUUGAAGCUGCACAUGGCUUGCCAGAUGCGGCCCAGACCAAUGCAAUUGCAGUGACCUCGGAAGAGCCUGGCGCGCCGUCAGUAUGUAAGAGUGAUUCUGAGGGGUCAUUUGAAGUAGCAAUGCAUAUACCACUUUCUUCCCCAACGGAGGCUGAACCCUGUUCGCCGGACAUGGCGCCUCCCGGGUUUGAGAAAUUUAAAUUUUUAUGGCCGCCACUACCCCCUCCCAACCUGUCAGUCGAAACUGCACACUCAUUGCUAAAUUCGGCUGUGCCGGAGGGGGUGGCUAAUCCACUGCCUGUAUUGGAGACUAUGGACACAAAGGUAGUCGCUGCACGUAACCUGCCACUGCCAUCAUCGGAGAGUGGGGCAGAGGAGCCAUUGUGGCAGCCACUGCUGAGAUCACCUUCUCCCAUCACACAAGCUGAGCCCUGCUCACCAGAUAUGCCACCUCCUGGGUUUGAGAAUUUCAAGUUGUCAUGCAUGCCACUAUCCAAUGAAAACACAUAUGCCUCGUCUGAUGUGAUCGCCACCAAGGCAGUGGCAGUGACACCUGAGGAGGCGGUGUUAUCAGUGCCAACGUUGGAGGCAAUAGAUGUCGAGACAGACAGUGCGUGCAACUUGCUGCCACCAUUGGGGAGCAAGUUGGAAGGGUUAUUGAAACAGCCAUUAUUGAGAUCAACUACUCCAGUUGCAGAGUCUCCUCCUUGUUCACCGGAGAUUGCACCGCCCGGGUUUGAGAGUUUUAGAUUGUCAUGGCAACCAUUAUCCACGCCUCCGUCUGGGACUGCAUAUAUCAUGCCAGAUGCUGCUGUGAUGCCAUUGCCCGUGACAUUGGAGGAAGCAGCUGGAUCACCACCUGCACUGGAGGCAAUGGAUGUGGACAUGAAUGCCAUACAUCCACUAACGGUACCUUUAGAGAGUGGAGUGGAAGGAUCGCUGCAAGAGCCACAGCCAAGACCACCUUCUCCUAUUUCGCAAGAUGUGCCCAGUUCGCCAGAUAUGGCACCUCCAGGGUUUGAGAAUUUUAAGUCAUCACAGCUACUGCUACCAUCUCCAGUCUUCUCACAGACUGCAUUCACCUUACACGAUUCAACCACCACUAUAGCUGAAUAUGUGUCGGAGGAAGCAGCUCAGCUAUCACCUGCAUUAGAAACAAUUGAUGUGAAAAUGGAGACAUCACCGGAGAGUGGAGCAGAGGGGUCAUUACCACAACAAAUGCACUGGCGGCCAUCUCCUAAGGAGAACAGUACUGCUUGUUCACCAGAGAUGGUGCCUUCAGGGCAUGAGAACUUGCAGCCUUUGCCAUAUCCUGCUUUUCUUCCUCAGGCUCAGACCCCAGAUGUGGUUGCCACUGGGGCAGUCAUAGGGGCAUUGGACCAAAUGCAUCAUCCAGCGCCUGUACUGGGGACAAUUGAAGAGGGCACAUCACCCAUUCUGUCACCACCGUUGGAGAGCGGGUCAUUGCCACAGCUAGAGCCACAGAUGAAUUCUGUUACGGCACAUGUUGUGGACACCCCGAUGCAUGUACCUGCCACAGAUUGUGUUGCAGUUAACUCAGAGGGACCAGUUCUGCCACCGCCUGCAUUGCAGGCGAUGGUUACAAACAUGGACAGUGCAACUACAUUGCUCCCGCGAUUUGAGAAUGGAGCAGAGGGGUCAUUGCCCCAGCUAAGGCAGCAGUCAUCUUCUCCAAAUGUUCAGGCCGCACCUUGUUCAUUGGACGCGGUGGAACUUCUGCCACCACCACCACCUCCUUUCAUUAACAAAGAAGUAGGUCAAAUGGUGUGUGGAAGCUGCCGUGAACUUAUUGCUUAUCCUAGAGGUGCUGUUCAUGUACAGUGUGCUGCCUGUCGGACAAUAAACCUAGUAGUGGAAGCACAUGAAGUUGGGAAUGUACACUGUGGACGAUGUGAGAUAUUGCUGAUGUAUCCUUUUGGGGCUCCUGCUGUUAAAUGUUCUUUGUGUCUUUUUGUCACUGAAAUUGGAGAGCGGAACGUUCGUCCUCGGAUAUCAGUCGAGCAGGUUACACCUCACCAACAAGAGCUGGCUAACCAGGUCUAGGUGAAGCUAAUCAAUAUUGGUCCUGUAUACGUGGUUUACUGUAAUCCCAAGAAACUUCAAAUGCCAUCUAUAAAAACAAAAGGAAAACUUGAAAUGCUGGUGUGGAAAUUCUUGCAGUUUUUGGCAUGGGCAUUUUGCUCUCCUGGAGAUGUAAAAGUUCAAAUCCAGCCUGUAGCGUGGGGAUAAAGAGAGGGAAGACAAUACUAGUGUGCCUGAAUCCAAGCCCUAAAAAGAUACAACCUCCGUUGUACUCGUAACUUUUCUCGGGUGUAUAUAGACACAUUUUAGUGUUUGUUCACUCAUUUCAGUUCGUAUGUAGUCCGUAUUGAAAUAUCGAAAACAUCUUAUAUUUGUGACUGGAGAGAGCAUCUUGUCACUUUUAGUUGCUUCUGAACAUGUGCAGGGGUCA
Molecule: messenger RNA, 3276 nt
Organism: Triticum dicoccoides
Lineage: Eukaryota; Viridiplantae; Streptophyta; Magnoliopsida; Poales; Poaceae
Product: proline-rich protein 36-like
Exons: 4
Coding region: 96-2867 (923 amino acids)
Source: RefSeq, a predicted model, not a curated record